Molecule: messenger RNA, 814 nt
Organism: Homo sapiens (human)
Lineage: Eukaryota; Metazoa; Chordata; Mammalia; Primates; Hominidae
Gene: TAF13
Product: TATA-box binding protein associated factor 13
Exons: 4
Coding region: 57-431 (124 amino acids)
Biological process (GO): transcription by RNA polymerase II
Cellular component (GO): nucleus
Molecular function (GO): protein heterodimerization activity; DNA binding
Source: RefSeq, marked reviewed
AGUGUAACCAGCUGGGAGCCAGCCGGCAGGACGCUGUGAGUUGGCGUGCUAGUGGGAUGGCAGAUGAGGAAGAAGACCCCACGUUUGAGGAAGAAAAUGAAGAAAUUGGAGGAGGUGCAGAAGGUGGACAGGGUAAAAGAAAGAGACUUUUUUCUAAAGAAUUGCGAUGUAUGAUGUAUGGCUUUGGGGAUGACCAGAAUCCUUAUACUGAGUCAGUGGAUAUUCUUGAAGAUCUUGUCAUAGAGUUUAUCACUGAAAUGACUCACAAGGCAAUGUCAAUUGGAAGACAAGGUCGAGUACAAGUUGAAGAUAUCGUCUUCUUGAUUCGAAAGGACCCAAGGAAGUUUGCCAGGGUUAAAGACUUGCUUACUAUGAAUGAAGAAUUGAAACGAGCUAGAAAAGCAUUUGAUGAAGCAAAUUAUGGAUCUUGACACUUUUUGUAGUUUCCGAAAAUUACCAUCUGGGGAAACCAUAUAUAAUAAUUGUAUAUUUUCUAAAGUAAGAUUCUGAUAUCUAGCCAUGUAAAUGAAAGAUGGAGAAACACAAAGUUUUCAGCCUUUAUUUUUAUGCCUUUGAUUUUAGGGUGAUAUUGGUGCAUGUAAUUGCCUGCCUUUAUAUUACCAUACUUGAAUUACUUACUGGGUUUUAAUGACCACACAUAAGUCAAAGUACCUUGCAAACCAUGCCGUUGUUCUGACUUUUGACUAUUUAAAGGAUAAAGUAGUAUUUAAUGUGUUAGGUAUGUUUAUGCCCUUGUAAGCUAUACUGUAGCUUUUUUUUUUUUUUUUUUUUUUUUUGAGAUGGAGUCUCACUA